AUGCGACAUCCGAAGCUAUCGUUGAAGAAAUAUUUCUACUUUACCUUGAUUUGUGCACUUUUAUUAAUAUUCGGUUUCAAUCUCAAAGAGCCACAUGUGCUAUGGAAAACCAAAACGAAACAACAGCCGCAGCCGCAGCCACAGCCACAGCCGCAGCCACAACAGUCGCGUCAACAUGACUUGCCUCAGCAGGACAAUGAGCUGAAAGAGGAGGAUGCUACUGUUGUCCACGUUGUGGCAGUACCCACAGCUGCGCCCACGCAAGCCAAGCUGGAACUGGAGGCGGACUCGCUUGAGGUUGACAAGCAGCCAGAGCUUACGGCCACCGCCAAGCCUUGGUUCUUUCGCAAUGGCGAGUACUAUCCGAAGCCAGCCAAGAGUUUUAGCAAUCGAAAGGCGCGCAAGCUGCAUGCACCCAAGCUCUUUCCCCAUCAGGAUCCGCACAGCGAUCGUGUAGUCAAUCAGCUUAUGUAUGUUCCACACAACUAUGAGCAAAUCAAAGCCAGCGGAAAACUGAAAACCAUUCUACUCUACAACGGCCUGGGUCCCUGGAAUGUCAAAAAGGGUCGCGAGGUCUUUCUGCGCGCCAAGUGUCCUGUGGACACUUGUGAGCUCACCGCGAAUCGCGAGCUGGCCAGCGUGGCCGACAUGAUACUCUACAAGGAUAAUUACAUACCCACGGGCAUACGUCGACCUAAUAAUCAGAAGCAGGUCAGCAUGAUGUAUUACCUCGAGUGUCCCUAUCACACGCAGAAUGUCAAAGUGCCCGAUGCCAUCAACUGGACAGCUACGUACAGACGCGAUAGCACGGUCAUGGCGCCCUACGAGAAAUGGCAGUACUAUGAUGUCAAGGUGCAGCAGCAGGAGCAGGAUCACAAUUAUGCCACAAAUAAAACCAAAAAGGUGGCCUGGUUUGUCUCCAACUGUGGUGCGCGCAAUGGCCGGCUUCAGUAUGCGCAUGAGCUGCAGAAACAUAUUGAGGUGGACAUUUAUGGCGCUUGUGGCAACUACAAGUGUCCGCGAAGCACGGCGGACAAGUGCUUCGAUAUAUUGGACAACGAUUACAAGUUUUAUCUGGCGUUUGAAAAUUCUAACUGCAAGGAUUACAUAACGGAAAAGUUCUUUGUCAAUGCGCUGAAUCGCAAGGUACUGCCCAUUGUAAUGGGGGCACGACCGGAAGACUAUGAAGUAAGUGCACCGCGUCGCUCCUACAUACACGUGGAUGAGUUUGCAUCGCCCAAGGAGCUUGCCGAGUAUCUGAAUAUACUCGACAAGGACGAUGAGCUCUACAAUACCUACUUCAAAUGGAAGAACACUGGCGAGUUUAUUAACACCUACUAUUGGUGCCGCGUCUGCUCCACGCUGCAUAACGAGGAGCAGCUGCGAAAGCCCAGCUGGUACAGCGACAUCAAUGAAUGGUGGCGUGGCGUGGGCGUCUGCACUUCGGGCUCCUGGCGAAAUUUCAAGGCGCGCAAGGAUGUUAUAAGCGAUGACUGAGUUGGGCAUGUGGUCCAUAUAUUGGACGGCGCUGGCGUUAUAACAUAAUCAAAAUUCAAUAUAUUGUUGUUGUUUUUUGUAGCUAUGUGUAAAGCGUCGCUGCGUUGCUGUAACGUAGCUAACGCAACUGUUUUCUAGUUAGAACUAGUAAGUAUACAGCCUGAGAGCGAGUUCACAUUCAAAAUCAAACGAGCAUGGCACAAAAUCCGAGAAGCGGAAUAAACAUGUUCCUUCCAGGUAGCAAACAAAAAAUAGAAAAGUUCUGCAAAGAAAGUGCAUAGUAACUAGCCUAUAGACUAAAGAUUCACAACGGUUGGAUCAUUGUAACAUAUACAAUACCAAACACACAAAAACUUAAGAGAACUUAGAACUUAAUAUUAUAAUGAUAUACAAAUUAAAUUAAUAUCUAGCUGUAAGUUAUUUAAAAACGCAAGUCCAAGUCUAACGCCCAGGCAACUACAAACAUGUUCUGUAGUCGAAUGGAGCUAUAGCUUAUAUAUACAUAUGUGUGUAGAGUUCAAAGCCAAAGCCAAUAGAGAGCUAUGUGCAGCUUUUGUAAGCAAACCUUUUUUGUAAGCAAACCCAUUCGAGAAAAAAAAAAUAGUACUGCGCUUCAAAUAAAUAAUUUUAGACAUAACAACUAUGCUUUUCAGCUUCUACUAAUCAAUGCACAAAUCGAAAAUCGCUUUUAGAGAAAGGUUUCCAGCUUUAGUCUGUCUGCUUUCUCCCCAAAGCUUACACUUAGUUCUUACUAACUAGUACUAUAUAUCAACUAUAUCAUACAAGUAGCAGCUAUAAGUACUAAGGCUUUUCAUCAUUUACUAUACUUUGCAAUAUCUGUAACGUGCAUAAAUGUUAAAUGUUAAUUUUAGUUGUGAAUUGA
Messenger RNA from Drosophila busckii, 2380 nucleotides. RefSeq names its product glycoprotein 3-alpha-L-fucosyltransferase A (gene FucTA). NCBI's taxonomy places the organism in Eukaryota, Metazoa, Arthropoda, Insecta, Diptera, Drosophilidae. The coding region runs from base 1 to 1497 and encodes 498 amino acids. Gene Ontology annotation, cellular component: membrane. The record is from RefSeq and is a predicted model, not a curated record. The transcript is spliced from 4 exons. Gene Ontology annotation, molecular function: alpha-(1->3)-fucosyltransferase activity.